AUGAAGGUGGUGGUUGGUGGCUCUGACCACAAGCAGAUUAUUGCUCUUCUCUGUGAGGACGACGAAGAAGAUCCAAAGACGACGGUGGCGUGUUGGCGUCGCACUACACCUCCGCCAAAAAGUGAGCGUAAACGAACUCGUGAUUGUGACAUAUACGAGGACGAAGAAGCUAAGCGCUCCGUCAUGCAACGAGCAGCUGAAUUGCUAGCUCGUUUGGAAAAGGAGUAUAACCUUCCCUCCUUCGUUAAGUGCAUGCUCCCAUCAAAUGUUUCCCAAGGGUUUUGGCUGCAUCUACCGAAGAAAUUCUGCAAGGUUAAUUUGCCGAAUGAAGAUACGCCAGUUGUACUUGUGGAUGAAUUAGGGAGGGAGCACACAACGUCGUAUCUCUUGGGGAGGAAUGGAUUGAGUGCCGGAUGGAGGGCUUUCUCUAUGAAACACAAAUUACUUAAAGGAGAUUUACUCAUUUUCCUUUUGACCGAGCCUUGCAAAUUUAAGGCUCCGAAAGUACGUCCUAACGAGCUGAAAACAGAGGAACACAUUCUUGUGGGGGUUGUUUCGUGUAUUAAUGAAAUUACAAUUAGCACAACCGCUGAUCCCGACGGUUGUCUGAAUGUGAAUUCCUCUGCCCUGGACCAAGCAAAAGGGAUUCAAGCGAAUUCGUUUGAACAGUUCCCUAGUUUUUUGAAACAGUUGCUUAAAUCGCAUCUGUCUGGAAAAUUUUAUUUGGUAUACAUUGUGAGAGCAGGCAAAAUAACAGAAAACGAAGGGGCAAUCGGCCUUCAGACUUAUGAUUUUGAGAACAUUAAGCCAAUUAGUGCCGCGAAAAUGGAAGACCAAAUGGAAGAAAAUGCAUGUACUGGAAAAACAGCAAGGCAGCUCAUCGAUCAAUUUAAAGAUAUAAGUGGUUUUGAGGAUUUCAAGAUCCAUUUGGGUGGCCUAAUUCUCGACUCGGAGAUACCUAAAAAUAUCAGAGCAAAAUAUUACAACCUCUGCUGCAGUCAAAGAAUGUUUCUGCUCGACCACCUUAUAAAUGGCCUCAGCACAAAGUUAGCCGUUGUAAUGAUUUCCGAAACUACCAAUAUAUCCGAAGCUGUGAGAUCUGCUGACGUGUCGACUUCUCUUCAUCAUUUGGAAUGCUGGGAAAAGACUUUCAAAGCUUUCGAGGAUUUAGGAAUGGCCGUCGGAUUUAUACGCAAUAGGCUGCAUAAAUUACUGGAAAUUUCGCGCGAAGCACAAUCGAAUAACGAGUCGAAGAUGAUAGUGAGAGCGCAAGCUGAUCAUGUGAGCGGUAAUCUUGAGACUACUUCUUUGAAUGUCGAAGCACUUAUAGGAAGUCUAGAGGCCGAAAUCGAGACUCUCAGAUGGAAAAACGAGAAGCUCGGAUUUGAAUUCCGUGAGCUUGCUCGAGCUCCAUGGAUGUCUAAUUGGAUGAAAAAAUUGGGAAUGAGAAAAGGGAAGGGGCCCCUGAUUCGUCCUCCUGCAGAUCCGGUGGAGGAGACUACUGCGGAACGGGAGGGCAGAACACACAACCGUAAUGCUACCAGUUCUAAACGACGUGGGCGUGGGGAACGGACUGGUGCUUUUAUACAACCACGUAUGACGAUCGAGGAGGAGGAGGAGGAGACGGAGGCAGAGCCCGAGCAGGAGAUGGAUGCAUAUAUGGAUCCGCUGGAGGAUCGAGGGGUUAUAGGGUAA
Molecule: messenger RNA, 1695 nt
Organism: Erythranthe guttata (spotted monkey flower)
Lineage: Eukaryota; Viridiplantae; Streptophyta; Magnoliopsida; Lamiales; Phrymaceae
Source: RefSeq, a predicted model, not a curated record